Molecule: messenger RNA, 1374 nt
Organism: Capsicum annuum
Lineage: Eukaryota; Viridiplantae; Streptophyta; Magnoliopsida; Solanales; Solanaceae
Product: ATP-dependent Clp protease ATP-binding subunit CLPT1, chloroplastic
Exons: 6
Coding region: 445-1149 (234 amino acids)
Source: RefSeq, a predicted model, not a curated record
AUGAUUUUAGGCUUCUUCCGAGGAUAACACACAAUAAACAAUUUGGUAAAGUUAUGUAUAUGUAUUUUUGGAGAGAGAAAUUGAAAAGUGUAAUUUUUGUAAUAUGUUUUGAGAUUUUGUAAUAUAUUUUGAGAAUUAAAUUUUAUAUAAUAAGUGAAACUUAAGUUGUGGCUUUGUGUAAUUUUUAGAUUUCCUUGUACUAGCCCAUGUUAUGGUUGGGUUUGUGUGUGCGCGCUCGGCCCAGCUACCAUUGUUCCUUCCUAGUUCCUCCGCUUCAGGAGUGUUAUCUUUCAGCUCUAUCCACCUCAGUUGAAGCUUGCACGCUACUACUUACAUUGUUAAUCAGCACAUUUAUAUAAACACCUACAAACUACAGAAUAUUCUGUUCGACAGAAGAAAGAAUCAAAUCCUUUCUUUAUUUUUACCUCUAUUUUAGGGUUCCCAAUGGCGACUCACAGUUUUUCAUUACUUUCAAUUCAAUCUUUAACUUCCAAUUCUACUAACAGACAAAGUGAUAAUAAUACCUUUUUAACCCAUAAAUCUCGAGGUACUAGUUUUACUGGCGGAAAGCUCUUGAUUCGGCAGCCACAGAAUUUGAACAUUUUCACUAUCAAACGACGUAGUUCCACGGUGGCAACGGUUGCCUUCAGUCUCCCAACUGCGAAAUCAGAGAGAGCCCCUUCUGAGAAACAGUCCAAAUGGUCGGCAAGAGCAAUAAAGGCAUUUGCAUUUGCUGAAUUAGAAGCAAGGAAGCUCAAGUACCCAAAUACUGGCACUGAAGCUCUUUUAAUGGGCAUCUUGGUCGAAGGAUCCAGUUCGGCUGCCAAGUUUUUGAGAACAAACGGUGUAACCCUUUUCAAGGUGAGGGACGAAAUAGUGAAGUUGCUUGGGAGAUCCGACAUGUAUUAUUUCAGUCCAGAACAUCCUCCCCUUACUAAAACAGCUCAAAAGGCUCUUGACUGGGCAAUUGAUGAGAAAUUAAAAUCAGGUGAAGGUGGAGAAAUAACCGUCACACAUCUGGCUCUUGGUAUUUGGUCAGAAAAGGAAUCAGCUGGGCAUAAAAUAAUGGCUACACUUGGUUUUGAUGACGACAAGGCUAAAGAGCUGACCAAAUUUAUGGACAAGGACAUUGAGAUGCUCUAUAACUAAGUAUUCUUGGAGGCACAAUCAAUUGAUGCAUCCUUCGAUCACAAUCUUCAGCUAGUUUCUCCUGCAGAUGAGCUUAGUAACAAGUGUUCAUGGCCUUGUAGCAACUUUCCCCAUACACAGUUAUCAUGUAUUUUCUCCUUUUUUUCCCGGUAGAAGACAUUUUGUUAUAUAACGGCUGGAACAAUUAUCACCGUCAAUUUCAAUGCCAUAGUAGUCCCGCAAAAA